AUGAUGCCUCUGAGAGUGGCUGGCCUUCCGCCUGGUCUUUCUUCGUUGGACUUCUCCAAGGCCGCGUACACCCUUACCGGCUACGGCAUGGUCGCCGCAAUGUGCGAAGAAGUCCAGAACCCCGAACGCGAAGUCCCCCGCGCUAUCGUCCUCUCCGUCCUCGCCGCCGGCAUCACCGGCGUCAUCUACCUCAUCCCCAUCCUCUUCGUCUUCCCCGAUGUUAAGAUGCUCCUCGAGGUCGCCAACUCCCAGCCCAUCGGCCUCCUCUUCAAGACCGUCACCGGCUCGGCCGCCGGCGGCUUCGGUCUCCUCUUCCUCAUCCUGGGAAUCCUCAUGUUCGCCGGAAUCGGCGCGCUGACCGCCGCGUCGCGAUGCACAUACGCCUUCGCCAGAGACGGCGCCAUCCCGGGCUACAAGCUGUGGAGCAAGGUGAACAAGAAGCUCGACAUGCCCCUCUGGGCCCUGUUCCUCUCCACCGCCGUGGACUGCGUCCUCGGCUGCAUCUACUUCGGCUCCAGCGCCGCCUUCAACUCCUUCACCGGCGUCGCCACGAUCUGCCUGUCGACGAGCUACGGCGUCCCCGUGCUGGUGAACCUCAUCCAGCGCCGCCGCGCCGUCGCGAACUCGCCCUACCCGCUCGGCAAGUUCGGCAUGCUCAUCAACUGCAUCUGCAUCGUCUGGAUCUGCUUCGCCGUCGUCAUCUUCUGCAUGCCCGUCAGUCUGCCCGUCGACGCGUCGUCGAUGAAUUACGCUUCUGUCGUGUUUGCGGGCUUCGCGUUCAUCGCGAUUGCGUGGUACUUUGCCUACGCGAGGAAGAACUUCCACGGCCCGCCCGUCGCCAAGGAGGAGUUUCAGCCUGGUGAGGAUGGCGUUAUGGAGGGCAAGGUGCCUGGGCCUGUGGAUAGUGAGACUACCGGGAGCACGGAGAAGAAGUGA
Molecule: messenger RNA, 936 nt
Organism: Colletotrichum truncatum
Lineage: Eukaryota; Fungi; Ascomycota; Sordariomycetes; Glomerellales; Glomerellaceae
Source: RefSeq, a predicted model, not a curated record